AUGGGUCAGUUCCACCUUUCCUUAGUCAUCCUCACAGUUUACCUCAUUUCUUCUCCCGCUUUGGGGAAAUCUGGGGUUCACAUCAUAAGUGGCGUUCCGGGCGCAUUACGGGUUCAUUGUAAAUCUAAAGAUGAUGACAUCGGAACGCACACGCUCUCGAAUGGUGAAGAGUUCCAAUGGAGGUUCAGGCCCAACAUCUUCCGAACCACUCUCUUCUAUUGCUAUUUUUUCUGGGAAGAAAAACAAAAAAGUUUUGCUGUUUACGAUGCCAGAAUAAGUCGUAUAUGUAAGGAGAAUACAUGGAAUUGCGAUUACUACUGGCUAGCGACACCAACAGUUUUUAAUAUCAGCGCUGAUAAUAAGGAAACCUGGAAAACAAUCAAUUAUUGGAACUGA
This is a messenger RNA of Rhododendron vialii, 396 nucleotides long. RefSeq names its product S-protein homolog 5-like. The record is from RefSeq and is a predicted model, not a curated record. The transcript has a single exon. Lineage: Eukaryota; Viridiplantae; Streptophyta; Magnoliopsida; Ericales; Ericaceae. The coding region runs from base 1 to 396 and encodes 131 amino acids.